AUGUCUGCCUUUCUCGAUGACAUGGACGAAGCGACGCUGCAGCUGAUUGUCCAGAUGCAACAGGAAGACAUCAGAGAACUGCAGGACCAAAGCAAGGGCAAAGCUAAAGAAACCGAUCGGUCUGACGCAGACGUGGCUUUCGACACGUACCAAGCCGAGCUUGCGUCCUUCCGGACCUUCGCCGCGGACCGCGCCUUGAGUAGACGUAUCGCUCACCGGGAAGGCACCUACCCAAGAGUUACAACCAUCACAGCUCCGACAGAGCAGCAGGCAGUACCGGACGCAAGCAACCCAAUUACUUCGCAGCCAGCUGAGAGCUCCAGUGCCGAGGAGAUCGUCGCGGAUGAGAUCGUCACCGAGGAGAUCCUCGCCGCAGAUGCUGUCCAUACAGUCUGCAACACCGACAUUUCCGACAAUGAUUCUAUCGUUGACAUGCCCGAGUCUUCCUCCUGGGGUGCGUCCAGAGAAACUUCGAAGCGCACAAGAUCAAGAAGUCCAGACCAGCCAGAGACCCGAUCCUGCAUUUCUUGCACCAAGGACUAUGAUGCAAGCACCUUUUACCUCGCUUCAUGUAACCACCUUUACUGCGCCACUUGUUUGCAAAAACUGUUCCGUCUGUCUCUGGUAGACGAGAGUCUUUUUCCGCCCCGAUGCUGCCGAAAACCCAUCCCCACGGAUCAGGUACAGCACAUCAUACCCAAGCACCUCACGCAGGAAUUCGUCGCCAAGGAGAUUGAAUUUUCGACGGUCAACAGAACCUACUGUCAUCAGCCUCAGUGCUCAGCAUUUUGA
This is a messenger RNA of Colletotrichum siamense, 792 nucleotides long. RefSeq lists its product as uncharacterized. The coding region runs from base 1 to 792 and encodes 263 amino acids. The transcript has a single exon. Lineage: Eukaryota; Fungi; Ascomycota; Sordariomycetes; Glomerellales; Glomerellaceae. The record is from RefSeq and is a predicted model, not a curated record.